GAGGGUGAGCUCGAGCCCGAUCGGAGUUAAAGUUUAUCGAUUAUUCGAGUUUCCAUGGUAAUGAAGACCACUGGACCGAUCUUCAAAGCAAGAAAGAGCACAACAGGAUUUUUCCACUAAGAGAGCAAGAAGUCUCAUGCCCACCAUGCACUUGCACACGAGCUGUGACACUACGACGGAAAGUUCAGAUUUAUUCGGGUGAGCCGUGCCUGCAGAUCGAGGAGGGGGCUUCCUGUAGGCCCGGAUAUAUUUCGCUCGCGCAUGCCACGCAGCACACGUUUCUUUGUCUGUGAGAGAGGAAGAGACUGGAAGGUGCAGGUGUGCACAUUGCCAUUCUCAGUCACGGUGCCGAGACACGGGGAAUGGACUCCACACACGAGGAACCAGAGAGUCGCGCUGCCGAGACACUGGGGAUGGACUCCAUAGACGAGGAACCAGAGAGUUUUGACGUGAGCGAGACAGACGAGCAACCGAAGCUUCCGUCCGCUGUCCAGUACCUUAUACGGCUUCUGGAAGGCAAAGGCCAGCCUUUACGGAACCUUUACCAACGUCUUUUCAACCCAGAAAUCCGAGAGUUCUUUCCGGAUAGUGCAGCGCUGUCGACGAUCACAGGGUGGCGAAGCCAAGUGCGCCUUCGAGUGCUGGAGGCAAUCGGCAACUGCAACACCUUUGAGGAUCUCACCGUGCCAUUCAUUUAUUACGGAGCUAAAUAUGACGAAGCUAAAUAUGGGGAGAUAGUUCGAGAUUGGGGAGAUAUAUCGAGGUUGACGGCAAGCGAGUGGGAGAUAGUUUGCAGAGGAUUCAUGUCUAGCACCGUCCUAAAAGAGAUCAGCCUUUCCCAAUUGAGAUGGGGUUCAGAUGAGGAAGUGGAGAGCUUCUGUUUACAGCUGGGGGGAAUUCUGAAUUCCUCUAGCGUGACACACUUGACAAUAAGGGGUUGCGAAUUGAAUGCCAGAUGUUGGUUGAAUCUCGCCUCAGGACUGCGAGGACAUUCCGAUUCUAAACUCCAGACGUUAGAUUUAAAAGACGCGUGGGAGGACUCGAGUGCGGUGAAGCAUGUGGCUGAAAUGAUCAACAGUGCUCCACUAUUACAAACGUUGAUAUUACGCGAGAGUCCGAAAACGGAUGAUGAGGCCGUUGGAAUGCUGUCCCAGGCUUUAAUCCAGAGCUCGUCUUUGCAAAAAUUGUCGUUAUGGGAGGUGGAGUGGGGAGCGGCCUUGUUGCUGAAAGCUUUGGCCGGAGACGAUGGCAACCGAUCCAUUGAACGUCUUAUCCUGGAUGGAAUGGAUGGACUCGGAGACUGUUUGAGGCAAGUUCUUUCUUCCAACCCAUCAUUGAAGGAAGUGUGUUUGGACUCCUUGCGGAUGAGUCCUGAGGAAUGGCAGCAGCUCGGCGAAGUCAUACGUGACAAGGCUACAGCAACAACUAUUAACGUACGAUUUUUCUUAAGCCAAAACGUUGAACAUGAGUGGAAGUCAAUAGAAGCUGUUGCGUGUGCUGCUAGCUCCGAUGUCAAGGACCCCACAAUGGAGCUUGACAUCUACUCUAAGUGGCUGUGUAACGAUGAUGUGAUGUUUUCAAUGAACCUAUUAGGUAGGGUCCUGGGCGGAGAAAUCAAAUCUAUAAAAGAUUUCUCCAUAUCCGGGUUUGUUUCUUCAGGUAGCAACGAAGAUAGACUCGAAAGUAUCCUGUCGAUGAAUGGAAACACUGGAGAGACUUCAGUCCUGAAGAAACUGAGAUUGAAUGUUGUCCACAAAGAUGUUUGGAAAGUCCUGCUUCGGGGCUUGCGAGGGAACACAAGUCUCACUCACUUAUAUUUGUCUCCCUCCAAAAUGGAAGAAGAGGUGUUCAUGGACGCGAUGGGGAUCCUGCGAGAGAACACAACUCUCACUCACUUGGCUUUGACUGGCUCCGAACUCCACGAGGAGGCGUUCAGGGACGUGAUGGGGAUCCUGCGAGAGAACACAACUAUCACUCACUUGGCUUUGACUGGCUUAAAACUCCACGAGGUGGCGUUCAGGGACCUGAUGGGGCUCCUGCAAAUCAACUUGACUCUCCAGGAUAUAGAUGUCAACUACACCUCAUGGACAAUGGAUGGGAAGGAGGCGUUGAUUAAAGAGGCGCUCAAGCAGAACCAGAAGCGGGCCGGGUACAUGUCCGUCUUCUGCGAAGCCAAAUUAGCAUUUGGAGAUGCAAAAGCUGGUCGACUCUUCUUAUGCGGCUCUCCUCUAGCAGGCAAGACUCAAGUGCGUCAAACCCUGAUGAGGAUAGUUAAAGGGCAAAGUUGGAUUGGCAACAAAGUGAAGAAGUUGAGGAGAACGAAGGGAAUUGAAGUGGAAUACUUGCAAAACAAUGAUAGAAGUCAAAUCUCAAUAUGGGAUCUUGCAGGACAAGGCAUUUUCCGUACCCUUCAAAACGUGAUCUUCCCUCAAUCCAACAAUUUUUGUAUUUUCCUAUUUGUUUAUAGUCCCUUCCGUGAAGAAGAUUCUUCAUGGAAUGGGACUGUUUUUUCUGCAGAGAAAGAAGAGGAUUGUUUUGAGACUGAGUUGGAGGAAUGGUUAUGUUUUAUCACUUCCAGCACUAGGAUCACGGGACAUAGUCUUCCACAAGUUCUUGUUGUGAUUACACACAAGGAUAAAGUUCCAUACAGCUCUUUAAAGUGGGCUGAGAACAUAAUAGGCACACUAACCAAAAGAUUCGCAAAUUUUGUGGAUCUCCACCAAGAGGUUUUUCAUUUGGAUGCACGGAAGAAGAAGGAAGUUAUUCCUCUCCAAAAUCACAUUUUUGAGAAUUUCAAAAAUUUGUUGUGUGAAAAGUCCCCGCGGGUUCCCCAAUUGUGUUCACACCUCUACUGCCUCUUGGUUUCAAACACCAAGAAGAAUAGAAGUUGCCCUCUCUUGCCAUCCAAAGACUUCAAUGAAAUCUGUGCUCCUAGUUUGACAGAAUUUGUUCCAUCAUCUUCAACUCAUUCAGUUGGUCAUGAGAGGAUAAUGAGCGCAAUAAUAUCAUAUUUGAAUGACGUUGGAUCCAUCAUUUCUAUCCCCAACCUUGAUUACAUCAUUGUAGAUCCUAACUGGCUUACUUAUACAUUAUUGGGUAAGCUGGUAGCUCUAGGUCAAAACUUUCAACCUAUAAAGUCCAGGUCCUUUGAAAGAAGCGCAUACGCAAGCAAGGACGGAUUUGUCAGCGAGAUCGUCUUUGUUCGCUUGAUGGAGGAGUUUCUGCGAAAGCAACCACAUGGACAGGGAGGUGUGACCACUCAGGUGCUUGAAGACAUACUCAUUAAUUUAGAUUUGUGUUUCAAGGUGGAAGAUACUUCUCAGUAUUUCAUUCCUUCCUUCAUACCUGAGCAUGCAAACACGGAAGACCAGAAGCCUCAAGAAUUGGCUUGGGAAACAAGGGAUAAGAAUUCACAGUUUGUCGGCAUCCGAAUUCAAUGCCAAGAUGCAAGAACAAUGGCACUAACGGCUGCUUUUUUCCCAUGCUUUCAGAUGUUCAUGAGACGCAAGUUGAUAUCGGAGUUGAAUGUUUCCAAGAAGAAUGUGACCUGCUCUCGACACUAUCUGCAACUUUUCCUUGAUGGGCAUGAGAUCUACAUCGAGCAAGGAACGUCCCACAAAUACGUGGAUGUACUGAUGUUACGCUCGAAGCAUAAAUCAAGGUCGGAGGCUCUGCAAUACGUGAUGAAGCAUAUCGUAGAGGAGUUGAAAUCAUUCUGCGCAUCACCCAAAGGCUGUCCCGGGGUGGCGUUAGUGUUGGGUGUGAUCCAAACACUUUGCGUGGAGAAGCUGAUUCCGAGUCAUCUCAGAGGAGCAAUUCUGAUAGAGGAGCUCAAAUCAAACUUCAUUCGUAGCAUCAAUGAGAAACUUGAGGAAAUUCUGUCGAAUAGAUUGCACUUGGUGAAGGAUGAAGAUUUGCUCAACUAUGAGCAGUCUUGGCCCUCGAUUGAAGGGCACACACUGAAAAUAGGCGAAAGAGCUAGAUAUUUGCUGCGAGAGAGCGAUGUGAAAGCGGUUGUGAAUGAGAUCCGACAAAGGUGCGUUCAACAAUUGAGCAAUGAUUUGGAUCAACCUUACAGUGAAAGUGAUAACAGGGUUGGCAAUUCAAGUUCUUCAUACCGUUUUGAGAGGUUGAGAUCAAUAGAGAGCAAGUUGGGACACAUACUUACUUCCCAACAAGAACUACAGCCAACUAGAGUCAACAAGAACUACAGUUUAUUCAGGUCUGAAGUGGACAGGUUGAUUCAGUAUUUUCAUUCGCUUCAGCAGGCGAAAACUCCGAAGAUACCAUACGUUGCCAACGAUGUUGGCAUUUUCUAUAGCAUGAGUGCAAAAUUGCAUUUAGGUAAAACCGUUCGUUUACACUUGAUGUGUGAAUCUGUCGAUGGGUUUCACAUGGUCAAAGAUCAAGAAGGUGUGAUGAUACGCUUGGAUCGGGAGAAUUGUGCAUGGAUUCAGAAAACUGUUGAAAUUACAUGCAAAGUCAUGUAUUAUGCUGUGAAGGCUGGACUGGAUAAGACCCUCAAUCUGGGCCAAGCGAUUCCGAACUGGGAAGAUUUACAAUCCGAUAUUUUUAAACUAGAAGGCAUUAGCGAUCGUGAUCGUAGGGCAGUUAGAAAAGGUGGGAAAAGCAUGGAGCUCAACGAAGCAUGGCUGAGGAUUCAGCAAACUCUUGAGCCUCAGCUUCGAGAUAGCUAUUCAGCGAGAUUCAAGUUGUAUCAGGUGAAAUACGUGAGUCAAGAAUUAGAUGAGCAUGGAUUAUAUGAGCAUGCAUGGGUGUGCGAGGAGUGCAUGCAUAAAGGUCUUAAUAGCAGAGUUUUGAUAGUUUAGGAUUCGAAGGAGGUAGGAAUGUCAUUAUGCAAUUGACAAGGAUAUGUUUAGAGCCUCAUGCAAUAUGAAUGUCUGCAAAA
Molecule: messenger RNA, 4909 nt
Organism: Marchantia polymorpha subsp. ruderalis
Lineage: Eukaryota; Viridiplantae; Streptophyta; Marchantiopsida; Marchantiales; Marchantiaceae
Source: the annotation of a GenBank genome assembly